GAAAAGCAGAAAAUAAUUGUCAACCGCCAAUGUCACUUGCGUCAACUUUUUUACUACGCAAAGAUUUAUUCUGUUGGGUUAUAUUAAUUAAAAACUAUUUACUUAUUACCUAUGUCCAAACGUAAUAAGGAAUCAGCUCCUAAGGUUGAAAAUUGGGAGAAUUUUGUAAUUUCGACAGACUUAAACUGUGUCGAUAGGAGAAGAAGUUGUGAUGUAAUUUUUGUAGCAGAAAGAAUUCCAAAACACACACAGUAUUUGGUAAGAUUUUCUUACGGUGCUUCGAUUACACCUCAAAGUAAUGUGAAAUGUGUUACAUACUCUUCGCUAUUAGAAUACAUUCUAAAUGCAAAGAACGUUUCGUCCUCCGCAGACGACUCCCACAUCAGUCAAAUGUUCAAUUACGCUGCGAAACAAACACCUGGCAAUAGUAUAAGUGAACUGGAAAAAUCUAUUACUCCCAUUGGCAUGUCGUUAUUUAUAAAGCUCCAAAUAAUGAAAAUAAUUGAAGAAGACGUUUGGUUAGAGAAGAACGUAAUUCUUAAAGCUAAAAUUUCUGAAGCUGAAAGACUACAGGAAACAUCUAUUUCCACAUCUUCUAAAGAAACGAAAAAAGGAAAAGAAAAAGCUGCUAAACAAAGUAAUAAAAAGAGUACAGUCAAAGAACCUUGCGCAACAGAAAACCUAUUGAACGCUAGUCCGAAUGCUUUAAAACUUUGCUUGGACACUAUAGACGUACCGUACAAGCAUUUGAUUAUAACAUUGAUAGGAUUUCUGGAACCUGAAUUGUUUUCGCAGUUAUUUACUAACGGCGUCCCUGUAAUCUGUUUAUUGGAAAUUACUUCAAACGGUCAAGAUGACAUGUUGAACUAUUUUUUGCUUCCUCAGGAACUCACCCAGUACUAUACAUUUACAAGGAAAGAAGAGAGUAAUACAAAAGUAGAAACAUCGGCGGAUAAUUUUACGUCUAUUUCUAAAAUCGCGAACACAGUACAAUUAACACAAGACAGUUCCGAUGAAGUCAAUAAAUUGAAGGAGUCGCGCUCGUUAAAAAACAAAAUGAGUGUUUCAAUUUCAUUCAGAGAAUUUUAUAACUUCUCCAACUUUGAGCUAGAGGCUCCUGAAUCUUUUGUUAAGCGUACUAGCAACCAAAGUGUUUUAGAAACCCCUGUGCAUAACGAUUGUUUUUCCUUAUUUAAGCGCUUUUGGGACAAAGCUUAUGAACUGUUUCAAAGCGACGCACAAGCAGAUUAUGUGGAAAACACUUUUCAUAUGAAGUACGAUCCCGAAAGGGAAGUUUUUGCAAGUACUUCCGAUAUGAACGAAUUUGUAAACGAAUGCUUCGAUAUAUUUGAGGCAGUGAGCAGUUUCCUUAAGGCGGUGCCUACUACUAUCCGACAAUAUAUCAACUAUAUAAAAAAUAUGAGGCUCGAUCGACUAUCAGAACAAAUACAGGCUAUUAGUGUAGAGCAAUUACUGACUUAUAAGAAUAUGAUGAGGAAAGUUUCACCCGAAUGCUUCACUAUACCAUUAUUGCUUCAUUGUUUAGUUGAAGAGGUCCAUAAUAGACAUGAGUCUCAAUUUCAAACGUGGCAGUUAGACGUCCAAAGGGAAUCUGUACUUUUAGACAAACAUAAAGAAAAGGCGCCUUUAUCUCUAAAAAUGUUUCUAGCAAAAUUGUCUAAACCAAAAUUAAUUAACGUCGUAACCAAACGUAUAGGUGUUCUAAAAAUGCCCCAAUGUUCAUAUGAAAAUUUAGAAUUGGUAACAACAGUCAAAUCUAGGAAUUACGAUAGGGAGUGUACCAAUAAAAUUAUUUUGAUGCCGUUUAAAAUUCACGAAAAUAAUUGUAUCGAAAAAGCAGCAAACUUUUACAGGAAAAGCGUUUCUGCUGAUUUAUUCAAUGCUAACAUUAAUAUUUUAUCGUUUUUGCUUCCUGCACUUCUUUUGAAACAAAGGUUUACAAAUCUUAACGAUAUCAAGAAGCUUAUGGACGAAUGCAAUUUACAAGGGUGGUGUCAACAACUGAACUUGCCACUUUCUAAGUUGAUAGAUGUUAUUCAUUUAUUGUUGUUUAGUACCCACAUUCGGAAAAGAAGUACCCUCGAAAUACAACAAAAGGCUACUAAAGUUUAUGAUCAAAGAUUUCCUACAAAAUCUAUUACUGAACAAGUUCAGCAAGAGGGUGUUCGGAUAGAAGGAGAGGAAACCUCGAAGGCAAUUUCAAACGGAAUUCAUAAUGAGCAAAGCAGUUUGAGUUCAGAAAGAGAUUGUAAAUUGGACAAAGUUCCAAAAAUUCCGUACAUCGAUUUAUAUGGAAUUAAGUAUUCUGAGAAAUUGAAAGCGGCAGUUCUACUUCAAAAACUCUUCUCCGUCCAAACUCAGUACCCAUACAUCCAGUACAGGUACGUCCCUUUAACUGACUCCUUAUUGAUUUACUUUUACCAAAGUUCUAAUAAAUACGGAACAGUAACCGAAGUAUUCAAUCAGAGCUUACCGACACCGGUAUGCAUUCGAGAUUUUUGCCGUUUUGUAGUUCAUGAUAUUCAGGAAUGGCUAGAAAAGGAAGAAAAAGAAUAUUUAACCGUGCAAGAAGAUAAUCAAGAUGACCGACGUGAAGAUUUAAUUUGCAACGUGAAGUUGGAAGAAGAGGUUGCUUCAGUUAAGGGAAAACAAUCUGAGAAGGGCAAAAAAAAGGAAGAAAUAGUAAUAGAACCGGAGGUGCCUCCAGUUGCACCUACAAAAGUACUGCUUCCGCAAUGUGCGUCAUCAGAUAAACCAUACGCUUUUUAUGGUUAUGAUUUGGGUUCAGCAAGGGUUCAGUUAACAGGUUCCUCGUCGACUUUGUAUAGUAAAGAUGGCACUACCGUUAUAGUGGACAAGACCUCCUGGAUAGGCGCCGAAAAGACAAUAACCAUAAGGAUCAAAUUAUUGCAUCAUUUGUUUAUUAUGCAUUUACCCAAUAAUCAGUGUAACGACAAUGACAAUACGUUACGUUUUCAUUUUAGUUUAUCAGAUGAUACUAUCAUUUGCUUUUCUAAAACCAGAAGUCUUUCAAAUUCAAUGGCGACGCUUUACGAGAGACAGUGUACCUACGAAUACAAAACCAAGAAAGGGCAUCUUUCGUCGGCUUACAAACCACCACUAAAAAAUGUCUAUUGUUUCUCUCAAGAACAGGACGCUCCGUUAAAUCCCCUAACUAUACCGUUCGUAACAAAAGAAGAACUCGUCAUCCCUCCUUCGCCAAUCGGAUGUUUUCUUCAGUAUCUUCAAAGAUUAAACGAAAACAUUAUAAGCAACUUUCCUUAUAAACUUGAUGAAUUAGAAUCCGAAAAGUCGACUGUUGAAGAAGAAAUGCAUUAUGAUGAAGAAGAAUUUCUUGAAGAGACAAUAGGAAGCAACCAGAACGAGAUUAAUGGAAUAGAAAAUGAAGAAACUGUCGAUUUGAAUCCGUUCGAAUUGUCUGAUUUUUCACCAGAUAUUAAGCCAACCAUUUCAAGUGUUAUGUCCAACAGUACGUUUGCUUCUGAUCAAAAAAUGAAAAAGCGCAAAAAAUAUGCGGUGAAAAAUUCGAUGUUGCGUCCUUCGCAGAGAAAUAAAAUACUUAAAUUUUUAGGAAUAGAGAAUCAACUGAAAUAUCCAAAGUUUAAAAUUAUAUCCAGUAUGUUGCACAGAAACGAGUAUAUCAAGAGGAUAAAGUCGUCUGUUACCAUACCAGUUGGAGAAUCAACAAAGAAGCUGCUUAUUAAAACGACAUUCCCGAGAGCUCGAAAAGUUGUGAAAAUCACCAAAUGGUAUCCGACUUUUCUUACGGAUACCACCGAUGAUACCAAAAAACAUAAAUUUGAGUUCCAGUCAUCGAUGAAGUCAGGACUCAUGAUUGUAACUAUUCCUGGCUUCGGAGACGCUUCUAUUCAAAUAAAGCAGUUUUACGUUGAUAAAGGACCCGCUUGCUCUAUUAUACUAGAUGAAGAGUUUAGAAUUUUUGUUGAUGGAAUGGUUAUUAUCAAAGGGCGCGAUGGCAACUAUAAAAUACUUUGUGCCGAUUCAUCUAUAGUAUAUUUCGAAAUGCCACACUCCCAAAAACAUGAAAAAAUCAACCUACGACCACCGAUUUCUAAGGAUAAGUACGGUAAAGUUAAACGUUUCGAUUACGUACCCCUAGGGCUAAAAGACAAGAAAACUCGACGCGAAAAACGCAGACUCUUUAAAUUAAUAUGCCGCAAAGGAAAGCACCUAAUAGACGGUCCAAACAGAUUUUUGUUCCAAAGACAAAGAAAGCAACUUCGAAAAGAAAGCAAAGCAUUUAAAGGACCGCUGUUUUAUGUGGAACAGAACGACGUUAACGACUUGCUUGAUUUUCAAAUUGUGACGUCUACCGGUGUUCGGAUAAAAGCGAAACUAAAGGAGCCAAUAAAAAAAGAUGCGUUUCUUAUAGGAAGUGAGGUAGACUCUAAAGCCGAACAAAUCAUUUUUGAAAGAGAAGAUGGAACACAUUCCAUACUGGACAGCGACGGUACCUUUGUUACUCAGUUUCCUGACGGCACUCGCAUAAAAGCACGUGUCAUAUGCGACGAAAAUUUGGUAAUGUAUUUUCCACCCGAAGAGAAAAAGGAAUUGGGACGCGAAACAACUGCGACAAACAUAACCCACGACUCUUCUGAGAACCAAGAAGGUUGGCUUUUCAUAGUGGUUAAUUAUGAGUACGAACAUCCUUGUUACGCUAAAGUUUUCUACAACAGCUACCUAUACGAAACGACUGUUGAAUAUCCUAACAAAUCUAGAAUACGAUUCGACGAUACAGGCGUUGUCUUUGUUACGUUGGGCAAAGGAAUUGAUAUCAAUAUGUCGGAGAAAAGUAUAGAUAUACUGACGAAGCCUUGUCCCCUUUGUCCCUGUAAAUCAGAAUGCAAUCUUGAUAUAUCACCUUUUUAUAAUGAAAAACUUCCACUUCCUGGUAGAACGUUCUUGAAAAUGUUUGACAGUCACGGCAAAUUUUUUAAAGUGACGUAUGACGGGACUUGUAAAACCGUAAUCGGAAAAAGAAAUAUCGACAUCGAACACUGCAUGCACGAUUUCACUGAAUUAGGAAAGCUAUUUGUGGUAAACAGGGAUUUAUCAGGAAGUAAAUUUUGGGAUUCAAAAUUGCUACUUAAAUUUAAGAUGCGCAGCAAAGAUUGCACAGACCAUUCCGUAGAGUUGCACAAGAAAAGCAUGACAAAUGAAAUCAAUUGCAUAGACUUUAAAUCGGUCGUUAAAAAAGCGUAUUUCGAAGAAUUUCUGAGACCUUACGAAUAUCCAUAUUUACGUCUCAAAAUGUAUCAGCCCAAAUCACCUUCUCCCAAUAGGAUGGCUUAUACAACAUACCGAAUUAUUAAUGUAAUUCCUGCGUCUGAAAAGCUUGCUCCGUUCUACGGAGUCAUUUAUAAAGCAGUCGAGAAAAUUGAUACAGAAAUUACGGACUUUAGAUCUCUCCUGAACAGACUUACAGACGAAAGUUUGCAUACAGACCUCGAUAAUUUAAUAAAACUGCAAAUGUUAUUGAGUUCGUAUGAUGAUGUAACUGAUUGGGAUAAAAAUAUUGAAAAAAAACCGAAGCGGAGAAAACGAUCACGUAAAAACUAUGACCGACAGGCCGAAACGCAAGUACAAUUAAAAAUUCCGUUUGAAAACGAGUUUAUCCUUUGCGAAACAGAACUGGCACCCGACUUCCGUCAAGCGCUGCUUUCCUAUAAUAAAUGGUACUCCAGCUUAUUCCGUUGUAAGUGCAAAGCUCCCCAAAAACGCAUAUCCUCCAAAUGUUUUCGUAAAAGUGCCAGCACACCCAAGCUUACUUCAAAACACGCCGAACCUGCACCUUGUGAUGCCGAAAUUAAUGAUUAUUGUAAAUAUUAUAAAACACCUCCUACAGAUUUACAACCAAUUCCAAUUAAAAAAACUUGCAAGAAGCAACAAUCCGUGUCCAUAGAGUCUGUAUUGCCUACUGUGCCUUGUGCAGUGGAUCCCUUCUUACAGGACGCAAAGCCUGACUGUACGUUAUUGCCAAAAAUAGAAAACGGAAGCAAAACACAAAAGACGAUCACAGAAAAAGAUGGAAAUGUUUUCGUUUGCCAAAUACUGAAGUUAAACCCUUUAAAGGACACUGGAUCUGCUACUGCAAUGACGCCAACAGAAUUCCUUUCUGGAAACAACUUGGAUGGGACCGAAAAACGUUCGGAGAAAAGUAUUUUUGAAUCAUUUGGUCAGGGUUCACGCAAGUUUCGGAUGCCUUUCACAAUAAGAAGCACAGGGAUCAACAACCAAUUUUCUAGAGGAGUUCCUACUGUUAAUAAUAUCCACGGGGAUUUUUAUGACGUUAAUUUGCCAAGUACCAGCAAUAGUAGUAGCGAUAAAUUCGUAAAUAAAUAUUCAGCUUUCGGAGAGGGUAGAAAGAGAGAUAUCAAUCAUGCAGAGGGUUCAACCAAUCUCAAGGUGCUAACAGAAGCUGUCGAUACAAAGAAGAAAACUGAUAUAGCAAGAACUAGAGGAAGAAGUAAUGCAGAUGGAUUUUCAUUCCGAAACUCAAAAGAAAUGAAUAUUCAACAGAAGAGACGUGGUAAUGAAUUAAAUUUAAAGACUUCUUCGAUACAUCGGUACGCACAACCUGUUGGUUUGAAUACAAAAGACAAGAAGAAAUCUCUAAAUGCGAAAGGAAGCAACGAGAAUCCAACAUUAUCUGGAAAUUGUUUAAGAAGAGUUUCGAACACAAUUAAUCUUAACACUAAAACUUCUAGAAGUUUUCUAAAGAGAGAGAGUGAUACAAAAGUUAUAACUGCAGCGUCCCAAGCGAAGAUGAUAUUUUCUGGAACGCUCUAUUCAAAACUUGCCACAAGUGGUUCUACAAGUAGCCUGAAAGGAAAUUUUCAGUACAGUUUAAAUGGACAUGAAAAAGAUAAAAUGUACAAAAGUCCUGGACAUGGGAAUAAGUCUUUUAUGAAGAAGUUCGUCGCUCCCGACGAACUUAAAGAAAUUGUAUCGGAGCUGAGUAUUUUUGAUCGUAAUCAUUCGAAAAGGAAUAUCCGUCGUAACGUAACACAAAAAUAGGAAAUUAAUAAUUUAAAUAAUUCA
Messenger RNA from Agrilus planipennis (emerald ash borer), 7104 nucleotides. RefSeq lists its product as uncharacterized. Bases 112 to 7080 code for a protein of 2322 amino acids. Gene Ontology annotation, cellular component: axonemal central apparatus. The transcript has 4 exons. Gene Ontology annotation, biological process: axonemal central apparatus assembly; epithelial cilium movement involved in extracellular fluid movement. Lineage: Eukaryota; Metazoa; Arthropoda; Insecta; Coleoptera; Buprestidae. The record is from RefSeq and is a predicted model, not a curated record.